CUGACGUCAGAUCCAGUCAUCCGAUCCGUCAUCAUCAGUUUUGAUGCAAAAGGGGAAGUUGGGAGGAACCGAGAGGAAGAUCUGGGAGUGACCGUUUGAGAAGCACCUCUUGACUUCAGUACAGGAGAUUGGGGCUUAGGGUCAUGGCAGGAAGAGGUGGAGCAACAAGACCUAACGGGCCGAACGCCGGCAACAAAAUCUGUCAGUUCAAACUAGUGCUCUUGGGGGAGUCUGCUGUGGGGAAGUCAAGUCUAGUCCUUCGUUUUGUAAAAGGACAGUUUCACGAGUUUCAGGAAAGCACAAUAGGCGCUGCCUUCUUGACUCAGACAGUAUGUUUGGAUGACACAACAGUCAAGUUUGAGAUCUGGGACACAGCCGGCCAGGAACGCUACCACAGUCUGGCCCCAAUGUAUUACAGAGGAGCACAGGCUGCCAUAGUGGUGUAUGACAUUACAAAUGAAGAAUCAUUUGCACGUGCAAAAAACUGGGUGAAAGAGCUUCAGAGACAAGCCAGUCCAAAUAUUGUAAUAGCUUUGGCUGGAAACAAGGCAGACCUUGCCAACAAGAGAGCGCUGGACUUUCAGGAUGCACAGUCAUAUGCAGAUGACAACAGUUUGCUCUUUAUGGAAACAUCGGCAAAGACUUCAAUGAACGUGAAUGAGAUUUUUAUGGCCAUUGCAAAGAAACUACCCAAGAAUGAGCCCCAGCCUGCAGGUGCCAACACAGGACGCAACAGAGGUGUGGAUCUAACAGAAACGGCACAGCCUGCGAAAGGUCCCUGCUGUAGCAACUAAACAGCGAUGGUCCUCACCUCCUAACCAACCGCAUCACAUCUGGACAUGGGGCUCCUCCUUCCAAACCUCGCUCCUUGGAUUAGCUAAAGACUCUGUAUAGCUGUGUUUCUAAUACUUUUUUUUUUUAUUUUUUAUUUUUAAGAAAAAAAAAAUGUAAAUCAGCAGUCUACUGGAUGCAUGUAUCACUACAAAUGCUAAAUACACAUUUUAACUUAAUUCAGCAGGAGAACAAACCGGAUGAAAGCGCGAGAGAGAGAGAGAGAGAGAGAGAGAGAGUGAAAUAUUGAGUGUGUUUGUAUGAGUUUAGUAUGUGGAACUGAUUAUAACCUUAUAACCAGGCCCAGGCGCAAUCUGCAGAUUAAAACAAUGUGUUAAACAAAGCUAUCCUUAGUGGUAACUGUAAGCAUAAUCAAAUUUAGCAAACUAAUAAACCUCAUGAAUGCAUUACA
Molecule: messenger RNA, 1243 nt
Organism: Puntigrus tetrazona (Sumatra barb)
Lineage: Eukaryota; Metazoa; Chordata; Actinopteri; Cypriniformes; Cyprinidae
Product: ras-related protein Rab-5A-like
Exons: 6
Coding region: 144-794 (216 amino acids)
Molecular function (GO): GTPase activity; GTP binding
Source: RefSeq, a predicted model, not a curated record